This is a messenger RNA of Spinacia oleracea (spinach), 2527 nucleotides long. Its product is annotated as alpha-mannosidase I MNS5. Bases 315 to 2048 code for a protein of 577 amino acids. The record is from RefSeq and is a predicted model, not a curated record. The transcript has 15 exons. Gene Ontology annotation, cellular component: membrane. Gene Ontology annotation, biological process: carbohydrate metabolic process; endoplasmic reticulum mannose trimming; mannose trimming involved in glycoprotein ERAD pathway. NCBI's taxonomy places the organism in Eukaryota, Viridiplantae, Streptophyta, Magnoliopsida, Caryophyllales, Amaranthaceae. Gene Ontology annotation, molecular function: calcium ion binding; mannosyl-oligosaccharide 1,2-alpha-mannosidase activity.
CUUUGCACUCAAACAAAACAUGGGAGAAACCAAAAGUUCUUGGCUUGAUUAAGACAAGGUGCGCAACAACUUGCAUUACCUGUAGACACUUCUCAAUUCUAUACGGACGAACCAUAGAACCCGAGACUGGCUCAAAGUGAAGAAUAAUAUGAUCGGAAAAAAGAAUUUGUUGGUAGGCAAGACCAGCGUCUGUGUCCAUAUCACUUGAGACUCAAAGUUACUCCCCACGAACCUCAAUCCCCCAUCCCCUCCUCAAAAUCCACAAGAACAACCCUUCCCAAAUCCCCAGGAACUCGGGAUUGACCUGAAAAAUCAUGUCAAUCCACCAUUUUAGAACAUGGUUUCUCAUAAUUUUCCUGAUUUCAGCUGCCCUUUUCAAGCUUUCUCAAUCUGAUCCCGAUUCCCAUCUUUGUCGUAAGAAAAUUGUGAUGAGAGAGAAAGUCCGUCGUAUGUUUUAUCAUGCCUAUGACAAUUACAUGAAAUACGCGUUCCCGCAUGAUGAGCUUAAACCUCUCACGAAUUCAUUCACCGACUCACUCAGUGAGCUGGGAAAUUUAAAAUUAGAACACUUGCCGCAAAACUACCAGGGUUCUGCACUUACCCUUAUCGAAUCAUUGUCCAGUCUUCUGAUAUUAGGUAACAAUACAGAGUUUGAAAGGGCAGUGUCAUGGCUUUCUGAAAAUCUGACAUUUGAUGUGGAUGCAAGGGUGAAUCUGUUUGAGUGCAACAUAAGAGUUCUUGGGGGACUUGUUUCUGCUCAUAUGCUUGCAACUGAUUCUAGAAACAGGUUCUCUCAAGGAACUUACAAGAAUGAGCUGCUGAUACUAGCUGAAGACUUGGGGCGGCGCUUCUUACCUGCAUUUAGUACGCCAACGGGAUUACCAUAUGCAUGGAUCAAUCUUAAGUAUGGAGUAAUGGCGAAUGAGACAACGGAAACAAGCACAUCUGGUUCUGGCUCCCUGAUUCUGGAAAUGGGGGCAUUAUCAAGAUUGACGGGUGACCCACAGUAUGAAGCUGCAGCUUUGCGUGCUCUGAGUAAGUUAUGGAGUUUGAGGAGUUCGUUGAAUCUGAUGGGGACCACACUGGAUGUGGUAACUGGAAAGUGGAUAGAGUAUUCUUCUGGCAUUGGUGCUGGAGUUGACUCUUUUUAUGAGUAUUUAGUCAAAGCAUUCAUUCUCUUUGGAAAGGAGGAGUACUGGAGGAUGUUUCAGUCAGCUUAUGUUGCUGUCCAGAAAUAUUUCAGACAUGGUCCAUGGUAUCAUGAAGCUGAUAUGAGAACAGGGCAUGCAACUUACUGGCAACUUACAAGCCUUCAAGCAUUUUGGCCAGGACUACAGGUUCUUGUUGGAGAUAUUGCAGCAGCGAAUUCCUCACACCGUGAGUUUUUCAAGGUCUGGGAGAGAUUUGGUGUUUUUCCAGAAAGGUAUCUGCUUGAUCAUCAAAUGCUGCAUCCAACGGAAAAGUAUUAUCCACUACGUCCUGAAUUGGCAGAAUCUACUUUCUACCUAUAUCAAGCAACCAAAGAUCCAUGGUACCUGGAAGUGGGUGAGUCAAUUGCGGACUCCCUGAAUUUGCACACUAAAGUCAAAGGUGGCUUUGCAAGCGUUCGAGACGUCUCAACUAUGGUAUUGGAAGACCAUCAGCACAGUUUCUUCCUUUCCGAGACAUGCAAAUAUCUGUAUCUUCUUUACGAUGACUCAUUUUUAGUUGAUCGGAACUAUAUCUUCACAACUGAAGGUCAUCCUCUCCCUGUGCUUUCUGCUUGGCACGAUAAACUUCCAGAAGUCUAUACUUUGACAAAUUCUACUUUCAUCCAGAGAGAAAAUACGGUGAGACGUGCAAGUGCGAUGUCGCUGCAGGUAUGUCCUGCAAUCACCUUCAGCAGUAGCUUACAAGCCAACCAGAAAGUUGAAAGUGUAUGCCACAUUGCUGAUGCUCAUACCGACUAUAGAUGUUUGGCUGAUGAAGAUUGUGGAGUUGAUGCAACCACUUGUAGACGGAGAUCAUGCAGCAUUGCUGGAUACUGCGGGUUGUGGUUAAUCUUAUGACAUUCUACACAUUCACAUUUCUCUCUUCAACUAGUCCAGAAGGUAAAUUAAGUAAAGAGAUUUAUUAUUGUCAUUCAAAUGAAGGUAAAUUCUUGAAUGACCCGUCUCCCCCCAGUUUUUCCUACACAAAAAAAGUACGGAGUAUCCCGGUAUACAGAAUGCUAUUUUCGGAGCAUGAAGAAGCUGUGUUGUACAGUCUUGAUGUUACAGGUUAUGAGCUUUGGGUAUAAGACGAAGAGUCGGCUUCUAUUACAAGUUUUGUACCUUUGAUAAAUAAUACUCCUAAUGACUGAAAUCAUGUACAGAAACUAUGAUCAUUUAGUUUGCAAUGGUUAAACAUCCAUGGUGACGAUAAUGUUCAUCGAACAGUCACUUCUAUUUGCAGAAACUUAUGGAUGUAUACAUUUGUAGUAUUAACCUCUUUUGAGUUCAGAAAACACCAUUGAAAAAAAGAACUUAUUGUUGGUGGAUUUUAUUUA